Molecule: messenger RNA, 2487 nt
Organism: Phycodurus eques (leafy seadragon)
Lineage: Eukaryota; Metazoa; Chordata; Actinopteri; Syngnathiformes; Syngnathidae
Gene: tmco6
Product: transmembrane and coiled-coil domains 6
Exons: 16
Coding region: 91-1680 (529 amino acids)
Molecular function (GO): protein binding
Source: RefSeq, a predicted model, not a curated record
UCCCUUUUAUUUGUUUGGUCUCAAAUAACAUCAACGGUGUCAACCUGCAUCUUCAAGUAACGUUUCUGAAAGUUUCUGAAAGUUUAAAUUAUGUGGAGGUUAAGUAGAGUUCGCUAUAAAGCUGGCCGAGCAGGCUUCAGCUUGGAAGAGUUCCGGUUAAAGAGGCGAGAGCACGAAAAAGCACUUCGUCAGGCCCGCCGAGACAGAGAACUGGUAAGCAAGAGACUCCUGCUGAAUGAAGAUGACGGGCAGCAAGAAACCAUCAUGGACACUUGUUCAGAUGAAAAGGAUGUUGUCAGUUUGUUACACAAAAUUCAACACGGUGGUCUAGAGAAGGAAGCCCAUCUUAAAACCUUGAGUAAAUCUCUCCGUGACCCGGCGUCUCAACUGGUCUUCAUCAAGCAAGAGAACAGUGUCCACAUGCUGAUCGGCCUCCUCACGGGCACCAACACUCUGUGUCGCCUGCAAUCUGUCCACUGUCUCCACGAGCUGUCUCACUCUCCUCACCCCAGCGUGGCCCCAGCCUGUCUGCCCGCCACACCCUACCUCCUCACCUAUCUAGCUGGACAAAGCACCAGGUUCACUGAGCUUUGCCUCUACACGCUUGGGAAUUUAUGCCCAGACAGUGAUGUCGUGAGAGAGAAACUUCUGGCUCAGGGAAUCAUAUCAGCCCUUGCCAGCUGUAUAGAGAACCAGAGGCAUAACAUGGCAGUGGUGGAAGCCGUCGGUUUCACCCUUUCACAACUUCUCCAGACCAAAGAAGCGUCAGGGAAAAUAAUCCCGUUGGUUCUGGCCUCUAGUUUACCUUCAAACCUUUUAGGAGUCCUGACACCCAACCAGAAUUUUUCACUGGGGCCUGCCAUUGAGUGUGCUUGGUGUCUGCACUACCUCACAUGCAGCCAUGUAAUCGUUAAUAAAGAUGUGACUCUCCUCUGCUGCUGUCUUCUGCAAAGUGGUGAGGAUCUCCAAGCUCUGUUGGCUUGCGGGGCUCUGUUGCAGUGCAGUAUGUUGUUAGUGUCGCUGGGUGACACUGUUGUUCAAGGAAACAAAGAAGAAGGACUCGAACUGCUCAUCUGUCCUCUGCUAAGGUGCGUAGGGAACCUCCUGUCUUCCUACACGCCAGACGAGGUUAGUGCUUGUUUGAGUGACGAAGGGCUCGUAGCUGCUCUGUGUGCUCUGCUUCAGGCUUACGUCCAGAGUCGACCCGCUUUGGCCAAAGAGAGUGCCUGGGUCCUCAACAAUCUCACAGCUCGAUCCAGUUUAUUGUGUUCGGCCUUGAUGAGCCUCAACUUGGUCCCGAGUUUGAUCCGCCUUCUGCCAUUCUGUCAAGGCAUCAACACAAUGAUCCUAAGAGUUUUAGCUAACGUGGCCCACAAGAAAAGGGAGUUCUGCAUCCAGCUGGCUGAGCUCGGAUUGCUGUCUUCACUCUCUGCCACACUUAAAAUGACAGCGCAAGAGGUGGUCAUCCUGAGUCUGGACAUCCUUUUCAUGCUCUUAGGUAGUGGUUCUCAAGUGGUGGAGGACUUUGUGAAGCAAGGUGGCAUUUCACUUCUAGAAACUUUGCAUUACUGCAGCGAAGGAGAUGUAAGGCGAAGGGCAGCGUACCUCCUGGAGCACCAUCUUCUGUCCUCCUCAUCGUACUCUGGCAACUGCAUCCCACAUUCUGGACAGCAAGUCUGAUGUGGCAAUGUCACAUUAAAUUCAAAUGCAUCAAAGACCCAUCUGAGAAAGGAAAAAAAACCUCCUGUGCAGCAGCCUUGUUGGCAGCUUUGCCCUGCCAGGCUGCAAGAGUGGACGCCUGCAGCGCACGGCCAUAGGAGAAGGCAAAACACUCACCCGGCACGGCUGCUGGCACGGUGCGCCUCAGAGCCGUCACGGUAGCCAUGGCGACCUCCUGAGGGGUGAACUUCUUGGUGCAGGAGUGUCCAGCGGUGACCAUGUUGGGCUUCAGCAGCGUUCCCUCCAGAUGACCUACCCACCUUCUCUGUGACAUACUGGCAUCUCUGCAGGUCAUGGACUCCAUCAGGAAGGAUCUCUGGCUCCACAAUAGGCACCAGUCCAUUCUAAUGAGAGAGAUGAAUGCGUUUCUAUUACCUCUGCCAAGGAAGACAUACACCACAUGCACUACUGGUCCAAGAAAUGUUUGACAUCUCUGACACAUUUUUAGAGAAUAAUGCACAAGUCUUUACACAAUUCAGGCAAAUACAGAAAUCUAGAAGGCUGCUGAUUCAUAUUAGCAUUGUUCAAAUUUCACUGAGUGCCAUUGUAGUACUUGCAAAUUGGGUGUCAUUUCUAUUGAGUGGGUGAUGCCAACCUGUUGACAAAUGCUGGCAUAUCUGGCCAGUACGUUGGCAUUCUCUGCGAUGGCAAGAGGUGUGGGGCAGCUGUCUGAGAUCUUCAGCACACACCUCCACUUGGCAAAGUCACAGCCGUCCUUCUUGUACUGGGCACAGCGCUCCGAGAGGCCAUCGAGACCUGUGGACAAAA